UGUGUCACACACUGGUGGCCUGUGGGCGGCUCCUCCUGCUUCCUGUGCAGUGUUAUGUGUGCUCGGCCCCCGUGUGCUGCUGCUGCUGCUUGUGUUGUGUCUCAUGUCGUCUCCUCCUCUGCUCGCCCCUGUAGUCGGGGGAUCCCCCGGUCUUCUCCUCCCCCGGGACCCGCCACCCCGAGCCUGGAGUCCCCGGGACAAGUGCAGCUACCUGGGCCUGUCCCACGGUAACCUGCGGGUCCACUACAAAGGACAUGGAAAAACCUCAAGAGAUGCCGCCUCAGUGCGGGCUACACAUCCUAUUCCAGCAGCAUGUGGCAUAUACUAUUUUGAAGUGAAAAUUAUCAGUAAGGGGAGAGAUGGUUAUAUGGGCAUUGGGCUAUCCACCCAGGGUGUCAAUCUGAACAGACUCCCAGGUUGGGAUAAGCAUUCUUAUGGAUAUCACGGAGAUGAUGGACAUUCGUUUUGCUCCUCUGGAACUGGCCAGCCAUAUGGCCCGACUUUUACAACUGGCGAUGUCAUUGGAUGCUGUGUUAACCUGAUCGACAAUACAUGCUUCUAUACAAAAAAUGGCCACAGCCUAGGUAUUGCGUUCACAGAUCUUCCGCCCAACCUGUAUCCAACAGUUGGACUGCAGACUCCUGGAGAAGUGGUUGAUGCAAAUUUUGGGCAGAGUCCUUUUGUUUUUGACAUAGAAGACUACAUCCGAGAGUGGAGAACUAAAAUUCAGGCGCAGAUUGAGAGGUUCCCUGUUGCUGGUGAUUGGCAGUCUAUAAUACAGAGGAUGGUGUCUUCUUAUCUUGUACAUCAUGGCUACUGUUCCACAGCAGAGGCUUUUGCCAAGUCUACAGACCAGACUGUGCAGGAAGAACUGGCCUCCAUUAAAAACAGACAGAGGAUUCAGAAAUUGGUGCUGGCAGGAAGAAUGGGAGAAGCUAUUGAAACCACACAGCAGUUAUACCCCAACCUGCUAGAAAGGAACCCUAAUCUUUUCUUUACCUUAAAAGUUAGGCAAUUCAUAGAAAUGGUGAAUGGAACAGACAGUGAAGUGAGAUGCCUGGGAGGUCGCAGUCCUAAGUCACAAGACAGUUAUUCAGGUUCGGAUAGCAAUUGCAGUAAUGGUGUAAUAUCAAACAAAAGUCACCAGUCCCACAGUCGUAGUAAACACCAGCCUUCCAGCCUUAAUGUAACAGAACUGAACAGUAUAAACAUGACUAUGUCACAGCAAAUUAACAGCUACACCAGUAAUGAUGUAGAGAUGGAGACUGAUCACUAUUCCAACGGCUUUGCCGCCGCGUCAUCUAAUGGAUUUCUCAAUGGCAGCACAAAGCAUGACAAUGAAUUGGAAGAAUGUGACACUGAAAUGGAGGUAGAUUCAACUCAGGUAAGACGCCAACUGUGUGGAGGAAGCCAGGCUGCCGUUGAGAGGAUGAUAUGUUUUGGGAGAGAACUACAAGCCAUGAGCGAGCAACUAAGGAAAGAACGUGGAAAAAAUGCAACUAACAAAAAUAUGCUGAAGGACGCAUUUAGUUUACUUGCAUACUCUGACCCCUGGAGCAGCCCAGUUGGUUACCAGCUUGAUCCUAUACAGAGGGAACAUGUGUGCUCAUCUCUUAAUAGUGCAAUACUAGAUAUUCACAACCUGCCAAAGCAGCCUCCCCUGUCCCUGGCUUUAGAGCAAGCUGCGCAGUGUUUAGAGAUGAUGGCCCACUCGGGCAUCGGCUCCUGCGCGUUUGCCAGGCUGAGUGAUUACCUACAUUAGCUAUGCAGUAGAAGAAGUUGGGAGACUACAUGCAGUAUGGAGAUACUGUAAGACACAUAGACCAGCUCUAGAUACUUGGAACUCGUUUGUUUCAUUUAUUACGUUUGUAACAAGCACGUCCCUAUCAUUUGACUUUAAAUAGCCUUUUUUUUUUUUUUAAUUCUUAUUAUUUUAUUCAGUUUUAAGAGGAUGUUGCUACGUAAUUCUGGUUUGCCAUACCAGCAAUAAUUUGAUUUGACUAUAUUAAUCUGUGUUAAUCCUCUUACAAUGCGUGAGGUACAGUGGACAACAAAUCGCAGGGCGACGCUAACAGCCAAGCAGCUUGCUUGCCGCAGUCCUGUGUUUUAUUUUUAAUUAUAAUUAUUAUUAUUUUGGAAUGCAUUAUAGACACUUAAAUGCCGUGCUGCAAGAAUCCUUGUGAUUACCGGCUGCACCGUCUUUUCUUUCUUUCUUCUUUAUUUGCACAGUUCAUGGCCUCCAGAUUGUUGCUGGUCAGACUGUAUAUCUUGAGCCUGCACGCACUGUGACGGAGAUCACAGGACAUAUGUAAUAUCUCGUCUAGGACUGCCAGUGUACAGGUUGUGUGUGGCAUGUCUCAUGUGUAGACAUCAAUCUGCUUCUGUUUUCUCACAGAGGGCACCGUUAAGGAUAACGACAUACAGUUCAGACUGCAGAGUUUACCAUCUCUGUCAUGAAACUUGAAAUGCCCCAAAAGGGGUGUUGUUUUCUCUUUUUAAAGGGAGAGUCUAUCAUCAGAAAAUUCACCAGGCAGAAGACCCUGUAGGUCUAGCUCCGCUAAAUGUAAUGAUACCCUUUCCCUUAAUCUGGAGGGAAAAAAAGUACUUUUAAUCCAUAUGCAAAUGAGCAGCUAUGUGCACUGAGGGCGGACCCAAGCCACUCUGUGCACCCUUCCUCCUUUGCUUCACCCUGCCAAUCAAGAAGGAACAGGGAGGGGCUGGCAGAGGAAGCAUUAGGAGCAAGAGUGCACAGAUUGGCUUGGGCCCGCCCUUGGUGCACUUAACUGCUCGUUUGCCUAUGGUUGACGCGAUGGAUCGAGCUAAGUAAAAAGUAUCAUUACAUUCAGGUAAGCUAGCCCUAGAAGGCAUUGUGCCUGGUUUAACAGUGAAUUUCCUGGUGAUGGACUCCCUUUAAUCUGCACCUCAACUCUAUAGUCCCAGGAUGUGUUGAUACGGCCAGCUUUGACAUUUGUACUUGCUACGGGCUGUGUCGUUGUUUUUUUUUUCCUGUUGUGUGAUAAACUUUAUUGUAACAUGUCAGCACAGCGUGUGACGUGAAGAAUUUCUCUUUAUUCCUUCUGUAACAACAGGACAGCUUCUUCACACUAUAUAAAUAGGGAUUUGGUGUGUCUUUAAUCAUUUAUUUAUAGAAAAGAACCAAAUAUUUAGUCUUCUAGGUAUCUUUAAUUUCACCUUUGUACACUUUAAUUUUUAAGUGCUAAAAUAUUGAAAAAAAAAUGUAACUGUACUUAAAUUAAUCUGCCAAUAAAAAUUUAAUUCGGAGAACACA
Messenger RNA from Bufo bufo (common toad), 3289 nucleotides. It is a transcript of the gene RANBP9, whose product is annotated as RAN binding protein 9. Gene Ontology annotation, biological process: cytoskeleton organization; cell surface receptor signaling pathway. Bases 104 to 1762 code for a protein of 552 amino acids. NCBI's taxonomy places the organism in Eukaryota, Metazoa, Chordata, Amphibia, Anura, Bufonidae. The transcript has 14 exons. Gene Ontology annotation, molecular function: protein binding. Gene Ontology annotation, cellular component: cytoplasm. The record is from RefSeq and is a predicted model, not a curated record.